CCCACCCGAUGUGACGAAUGGCCAUGUGUCCAACGUUGUAAGUUAUUCGCCACAUCGAAAAUUUAGAUGAGCGACGUGGCAACAUCGAUAGCUGUUAUGUCAGCCUGUCAGCCAAAUUGUUGGUGGAUAAUAUUGUCGUUUGCGUUUGCGGAGUCCCGUAUUCGUCGGAACUGUUGUGGUGGGAAUCAAGAAUUUAAACAUUUUAUCAUUUCAUAUCAAACCAGAUAGAACCUUCAAGGUCACACAUUGACUUUGUUAUUGUCUAUAGUGCGCGCUGAACGAAAACACAACUAAACGUAUUUUAUUAGUGCACCAAAAAAUAGAAGAAAGAUGCGGUUAACGCCGAGGUAUUUUCAAAAUAUGUCCAAAAUGCUGGACUUCUAUUCCCAGUUCAAUCCAUCGCCGUUAUCGAUAAAGAAGUUCAUCGAUUUUGGGUUGAAUGCAUCUGAGAGGAAAUCUUUCAUCUUUCUCCGUAAGGAACUCCCUGUUCGCUUGGCCAACAUUAUGAAAGAAAUCGCCCUACUGCCAGAAAAUCUGUUACGGAUGCCAAGUGUCGUGGCUGUAAACGAUUGGUAUAUGCGCAGUUUUCAAGAGAUUUUAGAAUUUGAGAAAAAAGAACCCGACGCUGAAACACUGGAGCAUUUCUGUAACGAAUUAGUUAAAAUCAGAAACAGACAUAGCGAUGUAGUAGAAACCAUGGCCCAAGGUGUUCUAGAAUUGAAAGAAUCCCAUGAUGUAGAUCAUCAUACGGAGCACAGCAUACAGUAUUUCUUAGACCGCUUCUAUAUGUCUAGGAUAUCAAUACGUAUGUUGAUAAAUCAACAUAGUCAGCUGGAGAGCGCGCCUGGGCCCAAUAGGAGCAAAUACAUUGGCUGCAUAGACACCCAGUGUGACAUCAUCAGCGUCAUCAAGGACGCCUACGAGAACGCACGCUUCCUAUGUGAUCAGUAUUAUUUGGCAUCACCGGAUCUUAUCAUUGAUGUGUUCUAUCAUAAUGAAUGUGAAAAGGAAUCUGGAAUCCAGAUCGUGUAUGUGCCCUCACACCUAUAUCACAUGCUCUUCGAGCUAUUCAAGAACGCCAUGAGAGCAGUAAUGGAAUAUCAUUCUUCUGAAGACAAGUAUCCGCCAAUUAAUGUUACUCUAUCCAAAGGCAAGGAAGACAUCUGCCUCAAGAUGUCUGACAGAGGUGGAGGCAUUUCCCGUUCUACCACCGACCACCUGUUCAAGUACAUGUACUCAACUGCCCCACAGCCAAGCAAGUCUGACGCUCAUACUGUCCCAUUGGCAGGAUACGGAUAUGGAUUGCCAAUCUCACGUCUUUACGCCAGGUAUUUCCACGGAGACCUCAUGCUGCUCACUUGCGAAGGCCUAGGAACUGAUGCUGUUAUCUACAUGAAAGCCUUGACAAAUGAAGCUAACGAACUACUACCAGUCUUUAGCAAGACCACAUCCAAGUUCUACAGGACGAUCGUCCAGACUGGCGAUUGGUCAAAUCAAGCGGCUGUCAUUGGUGACAGACAGAUCAGCACCAAGAUGCGCAGUCAUCAAUUGCCACAAUCAUGCGAUGAGUCCCUGUCUGGAACCGGGGCGCUAUAGCGACCUAGGGAUGAAGAUCAACAGGAUGCGUUCACUCAAUUAUUUUAGUUACAUAUUUCGUUGACGUUGUUUUACUUUGUAAAUGGUCUUUACUGGUGAGUUCAGGGGUCCAGAACACUUUUACUAUGGUUUGUUUAUUUGUGGCCUAGGCUUAAACUAUAAUUAGUUCUAUGACCGAUUCAUAAAAUAACACUAUUAAGAUUAUGUCCAACACCCACAGUUCAUUUGCAUCACAGGUUUAUUACUUUCCAAGUAAUACACCAACAUUCUAAUUUUCGAGUUUCUAGGCGUAAAAGUCUCAUAUAUUAAUACAGUGUUGCGUAUCUGCUUCAUAUUGUUAAAAUCGUGAAACAAAAUUGUUCAUUUUUCAGCUUAAUAUUAUAUUUAGGAUGUAGUAGAACUAGUACAUUCUGAAACACGUAGGGAAGUUUGGGGCAAAGUGGCUACCUUUAACUUCAAAAUACCAAAAAUACUUUAUAGAAAAUUAGAAUGAGACGCACAACCAUGCCAAUCGCUUUAUUUGUGAAAGAACUUUAUUUUAAAUGGUCUGUUGUUUCUAAAUAAGUGCUACAAAAAAAAUAGAAAAAAUAGGUUGCUAUAAAUUAUCCACUUUGCCCCUGUAUGGGGUAAAGUGGAUAUGUGUAUAGGGGUAAAGCGGACACUAUCUAAAAGUAAAUAGGACUUCGAUGAAUAGAAUUUUUAUUAACACUUUCAGGGUGAAAAAAUAAACUACAUAGAAUAAAGUACCAAUCAUCCAAAAAAUGACACAAACAUAGUUUCUUGAAAGGAAAAAAGUUCGUAGCAGAAAAGUUAACAAAAUUAUAAUCUAGUGAAUUUCGUUAUACGAAAAAGGUUUUGGUAACGUCCAUAAUAUUGAAGAACUACUAAGACUAAACAGAACUAUUCAGUCGAGACGUAUUAUCUUCUGCUUUAAAAGACCCGUAUUUUGCCAUACCUUAGAGACCGAACUCUAAUUUUCCCCAAAAUUUCUUCUUUUAAAACUUCACUAAAAUCCUUAACUUCAGGAAAACCAUAAAUGUCUUUCGACUGCCGAUAUUGUCGCAAAAAUGACACAUUGAUCUUAGUUUCUGGAAUCUUUUCAAUGCUUAUUAUUUGAGCAACAAAACGUUUUUUUGUCAUUUUGUCAGAUGUUAAUUCUGUCAAAAUAAAAUCAUCUGCAUUGAGGUUUUCAACUUCAGCUUCGAUGUUAAAUUCGUUGUUUUAGGAUAAAAUUCGAUAUCGCUAUUGUCUGAAUCGCAAGAAGAAUCCUCUAGCUCCACUUCAACUGAGCUAUCUGAAGAUGUUACCUCUUCUAUGUUUCUUUCUUUUGCAGUCAAUGUUUUUCCCCUGCCAUCAAAUCUUUUUUGACCAUUUUUUUCUUGGCUUUAGAUAUUUGGGUUUUAUUUGCUGCUUUUUUUAGUUCUUCAUAAUUAGGGCUUGAAGUGAGCACCAUAGUUUUUCCUUGUGUCAUUUUUCGUUUUGGAGCUCUUGCUUCGCCUGCGUUAGGUAAUGCCAAUAUAUCUUUAGGUGAAUAGUAAAUAUUUCUUUCACUAAGAAUAGGGGCUGUAGGCUCUGCGUUUCUAAUAGGAGAUGGUGUUCUAGCGCUAGAGGGACCUGGUUGUGGAGAGUUACUGAUUUGUUGGUUAUUCGGUUGUUGUAGGGGUUGCAGAGUUAUUGGGCAGUCUUCAUUGAGAGCUCCAUCUGUGGCAUCUGCUGGUUUAAAUGCAUCUUCUGGAAAUACAUCAGGGUUAAAGGGAUAAAUCCCCGUUGCUUUGAAACCAUUGAUAGCAUUUUGUGUUGUUGCGGCGCGUUUAAAAGCAUUUCCAAAAAGCUCUCCGACUUGAUAAAAAGUUAUUGCCCUUCCAGGGUUAUUAAUAAGCCAUUUUUUCGUUUCUUGUUGGUAGUAUGAAUUUAGUGGAAACAUGAAGGCUACAUCCAAGGGUUGUAGACGGUGAGAUGUAUGUGGUGGUAUCACAAUAAUGUGCACGUGAUUUGCCCUUGCUUUCUCGACCAACGUUAGAUUCUUUGUGUGAGUGGCAUCCCAUCUAAGACCAGUAAAACAGGAUCAGUCUCGGUAGGUUUGGAAUAGUUUAGAAAGUGUUCAAACCAAGCCUCUGAAAAUAUUUCAAUUUGCAUCCACCCUGAUGGAUGAUAUUCCACGAUUGAUUCUGGAGGAAGUCCUUGCUCGAGUGGUGGACGUUUUCUAACUCUUGGAAAGAUCAGGAGGGGAGGGAUGUAAAAUCCAGUGGCGUUGAAACAAAUUUUGGCAGUUGUUAGAGUGCAUCUUUCAGAGGAAGAAAGACUGCCCACUUGUUUUUAUCCUUUCAUGGAGAAUAUUCUUGAGGCCCUAUACCCGUCUCGUCGCAGUUGAAAAUUCUACUGGCUGGGAAUUUGUAUUUUUUGUAGCAUUUGUCCCAAUAAAGUAAAACAUGAAUUAACGUUGUAUUUAUUAAAUGACGAAGCCCUAGCUGCCGAGGUGUAUUCUGGAAGCCUCAAAGAAAUAUAUUGGUUUCUUUUUAGAAAUCCAUAGAUCCAAUCACGCCCUGCAAGUACUUUAGCUGCGUUAAAGAUGUGUGCAAUAUUGUUUUUUUUUUCGCAAAUUGGAAGGCAAGGUGCCUUAACUCCCUCGUGCCAAGACCAAAAAGCCUACUUUCCAUCUCUAAGAUAUAAUCGGCCAGCUCCUUCUCUUGUUCUGCCGAAAAAAACCGUUCUAAAUCGACCUAACAAUUUUCUAGCUGCUGCAAAGGGUUCGUUGUUAGAACUUAAUCGUCUCCAAAGAGUUGUUAAAGGAACGUGGUAUUGUGCUGCUGCCUUUUUUGCGGAAAGUAUCCCGUGUAACGUCUUGUAUUGCUGCUGCCAUACUUUCCUCUGACCAAGAGUGCUGCUGGCUCUUGCGCUUAUAUUUACGCACCAUUGCGCCAAUUCUUUAAAAAAGGAAAUUAUUUUGAUUAUUUUUCUACUUUACUUACCUCUGAGCUUUACAAACCCGUAGCUAAAUCAAGAAUUUCUCUACUUGUAUUCCCUACAUCAAGUUCGUACAAUGAUUUCAUGCUAUGGGGUAAAGUGGCUACCGUGAUCACUUUGCCCCGCAGUUGGAAAACCACUUUACCCCAACAUACAUCGAACAAUUUAUCAACAAUAAUAUAAAUAUUACCUUUGUUUUUUAUUAAACUGCUCGUACAGACAGGCUUACUAAAUACGAAAUCUUAUUAAAAAAUAUGUAAUAUCAAACAAAUCAUAUCAACUUUAAUCGAUGCCUCUAAUUUACUUAUCUCUGAAUAUUAUAAACACAUGGCUCUAAAUUUUUCACUCACUAUAUAAAACCGCGUGCGUGCUUGAGAGCAGUUCCAACUCGACUGAUUGACUGUACAUCCAGAGAGGAAGGGCUGUACAUAGGAGCACUCAUAUUUAGAUGUCAGUAGCAUGUAGGACAUUUUGAUGCAAGCCACUUUGCCCCAGUGGCCACUUUGCCCCAAACUCCCCUAUGUGGUAGCAGCAAAAUACCGAUUUUCAAGUUUGAUGGGAUGAAACUUUUUUUGGUUUUAUUAGGUAAUAAAUGCUUCUUUGUGAAAGUUUAACUAUCCGUGAAUAGUAUGGAGCAAUUAUAAAGUAAAAUGACAUUUUGCAGCUUUGAACUGAGUAUGAUAUUUUGAACAAUUUGGUUUGAAAAAUGAAUUUUCCAUGCUAAAACAGAAAAGUGAUAUGAUAUUGUGAUUGUUUUCUAUUUUCAUUUGUAUGGGUUUAUGUAAUUAGUAAUGGUAAGUCAAAGUUAUUUUCAUAUCUAGGGAUUGGUAAAAUGAUUGUUUAACUUGUAAGAAGACACUGAAACAGUAGAAUUUCUCGGAAGAUGCCUAUAUAUUUAUAGCAUUAAAUACUUAUUUUGUUUAAAUAUAAAAAAUGGCGUCAAGAAGAUUGACUAUAUUUCCCACACAUUCAAAAACGCUUCAUUCAAAGUACAAGAUAAUGUCAAAAAUAUAUUCUAGGAAUGAAGAUGGAUGUUUUGACAAUAUUUUCUAUUUUGAAAAAUGCUACAGCUCCCGACAAAUGCUUCUUUCCCAACAUAUGUGGCCUUUAUAGGCCAAAACAAAUACAAUGAACCAGAUAAUUUCUACACAUGAAAGGUUUUUUAGGUCGUUCAAUUAUUAUCGCAUAUUUUCGCUUAAGGAGAUGUUUUGAAUCGCAGGAUCAUGAAAUUCAAAAUGACAAAUCCAAUAUUGGCCAAAAAUGAAACUAACUGUUAUGACAAUCUUCUAUACAAUAUUGAUGACAUUCUUGUACUUCCUUUUAUCUAUUUUCUUAUUCUUCAUUAUUUAGACCUGAGCCACUCUCCCAUUGUCACCUCAACUUCUGUUUUUUGCCAGGCCCCCUUUGUCAACAGAUUUUGUAACAAAGAAUAGAAAAUACAACUCGGUAAAUUUUCAUUGCAGUUUAUUAUUAUAUUGUUUCAUCUAGGAUUUUUUAUCCUCAAAAUCUGCAAAUCUGAACAUAAAUUCUUCUGUCCAUGUUUUUAAGGUUUGAGCAGUUCAAAAAAAAGUCGGUCGUAACAGAAGAUUAUCUACCUCUCAUAUACACCAUAAGAGAUGGGAGGCCAUCAGUCAUGGCUGAUAAAUUAUACUGUUCUGGUGCUUUUGAUAUAUUAUUUUAGAAUAAUUUUUUAAAAGUCUUGGAUACAAAUGCCACACUACUUUUUCUUUAUUGAAAUGCAUAUAAAAGAAAUACUACUUUACAAAUUAGUCUUUAUAGGUACAAUUGACUAAUAUUUUGAAGGCUUAAUGUAUUUCUGAAAUUUAAAAAAUCUAAGUAACUUGUCCUGUGGCAUACAUGAUGAAAUUUCCUGAUUGCUUUUAAUAACUUUCAAAUUAUCUUAAAGACGUUAAAUUAGUUUGGAAUAAACGAAUAAUCUGGAUUUGUGGUACUAUAUUUAGUAUAGAAGUAUUUUAAAAAUUCUCAUGUUUUUUCAUUCAUUUUAUUUGUUGAAGACUGUACAUAACUUGUUAAUAUUAUUUUAUUCCUUGGUAUUCUGUUAUAUAUUAUGUGAGAUUUCGUUUGAAGGCGAGAGAUGAAUAAAUAUGUUUUUAUAGAAAA
Molecule: messenger RNA, 6681 nt
Organism: Acanthoscelides obtectus
Lineage: Eukaryota; Metazoa; Arthropoda; Insecta; Coleoptera; Chrysomelidae
Source: the annotation of a GenBank genome assembly